UUCCUGGCUCAACCAUGGCUUCUUCGUACGCCGCGGCUCUCACAUACUUCAAAGAAGGAACCGAGGUGGAGAUCACCAGCGCCAACCACUGCGACCGCGGAGCUCUAUUUCCGGCGAUAAUCAUCGGCCCGAAGCCUCAGACAAAGUAAUUCGUAGUGGAGUACAAAACCCUAAAGGACAUGCGCGAUUGGCUGGUGCCCUUGAAGGAGGCCGUCAGUUGGGCGCUGGUAAGGCCCCGGCAGCUGGAAGAGACCGAUCAUGGUUUCGAAUUCGGCGAAGCCGUGGAUGUGUUCUUGGACGGUGGGUGGUGGGAAGGAGCGAUUACUGAGGUGCUGGAGAAUUCCAUGUAUAUGGUGUUUUUCAGGUUUUCGAGACAACAAGAACGAACUCGCAAGUCCAGGAUGAGGGUUCAUCGUGAGUGGUUUAAUGGCAUUUGGAAGCCGCCUCUUGAAGAAGAAGUUUCUUCGAGCAAAAUAGAUCCAAGUCCAACAGAGGAGUUUGGUAAGGGGAUGCAUGUGGAGAUUAGAAUUAAUGAGGAUGGAUUUCAGGGCUCUUGGUUUGCAGCAACUAUUGUCAAAGCAACAAGAGAUGACAAGUUUCUAGUUGAGUAUCAAAGCUUGAGAACGGAGAAUGAUUCAGGAUUCUUGAAAGAAGAAGUUGAUACGCAAUACAUGAGGCCUAUGCCUCCUGCACUUACAGUUGUUGAUGGUUUUACUCAGAACGAAGAAGUUGAUGCUUUAUAUAAUGAUGGGUGGUGGGAGGGGGUGAUUACCAAAAUUCUUCAUGGAUCAAGGUGUAGAGUUUAUUUCAAGCUCACAGAUGAUGAAAUGGUGUUUCAUCAGUCUAAGUUAAGACCUCAUCAGAAUUGGAUUGAUGGAGAAUGGAUUAUCCCAUCUCGGGUAUGACUUUAUGAUGCAUUUUUACAGCUGAAGAUGGUACUGAAAUUAUUUUUACAUGCUCUCUUGUUCACAAGUUCAAGUUAAAUAAUUUUUGGUUCCAUCUCCUUGACGAUGGAACAUCGACUCUAGUGUUCAAUAUAUAGAAGCAACUUGAAUGUGCAAUAUUGUACUUCUUCCUUGUCAUUAUUUCCCUUAUUUGCAAAUGUAAAUGAUAUGCCUGUUUCAAUGUAGCAUAUAAUCUCUGCAAUUUUUGUUCGUUCAUUUUAAGACCAACUUGAUUAUCUAGAAGAAUUGUACUCAGAAAGAAAAUUGUCAUUAUAAU
Molecule: messenger RNA, 1221 nt
Organism: Rubroshorea leprosula
Lineage: Eukaryota; Viridiplantae; Streptophyta; Magnoliopsida; Malvales; Dipterocarpaceae
Source: the annotation of a GenBank genome assembly